UCUGUUCACACCUCUCUUCCUUAUCUACUUUGAAAACUACUAGCUUUAAUCGACGGCCAGGAUCCCACAGGAACCCCAUCUAACAGGGGGCGCGUGGGAAAUACAAAUCCGAGCCCUCCUGCCUAGGCAGGCGUAUUCCACGUAUUAUGACGUGUCAAAUGUCUAACCCACGACGAGUCAUUCAACCCGUUCCACGAACCUUGCUCACGAUGCCGUAUUUUGAACGAUUCCUAUAUAUGUAUUCUUAUGAUUUGAAUUCCGAAUCCGUCUCGAGGUUCCUCUUUUUCCGUAUUUGGUAACCGAACCCGACGACCGUUCGGGUGGAGAAAUCAGAAACCACUUCUCUCUUUCUUUCUUCUUUCUUCACGCCUUCCUGAACCUUCCCCUCUGCUUCUUCCACUUUAGCGAGAGAAAGAGAGAGAGAGAGAGAGAGAGGGUUGGUGCUACUCACGUCACACUGCUAUAUAGUAAAUGAAAGAACCCUAAGAGAGAAGAAUUUUUAAUCUAAACAUGGAGAAGGCAACAACACGUUCAUUGGAAGUCACCAUUAUCUCUGCCGAGGACUUGCGCCUCCAUGGACGAUCUGUGAAGAAGAACACAUUCGUAACCGUAGGAACUGAUUCAUAUAGCCAGAGAUCAACAAAUAUUGAUAAGGAAGGAGGAAGCUACCCAUCAUGGAACCAGAAGCUAGAGCCGCCGCUUCCUUUACCAAAUUCGGCUCAGUUGAUUACGGUGGAGGUGCAAUGCAUAACGGCUUCAGGAGUUAGGAAUGUUGGAACGUCCAAGAUUCCGAUAUCUGAUUUCAUAGGAGAUUAUACGCCUCCACAGUACUUGCACUUCCUUAGUUAUCGCUUGAGGGAUCGGAAUGGAGAACGUAACGGUAUCAUUAACUUCUCUAUCAGGACGCUCGGAUUGCAAAGAGCCGUUGCAGCUUGGCCAGUUCCGCCGCCUCAGGCUUUAGGUUUUAGGCCUGCCGCCGCCGCCAAACAGGAAUUCAAUGGUGCAAGUGGGAGUGGGAGUGGGAGUGGAACAGCCCUUGGUGUUCCAGUUCCAGUGCCCUACAAGUACGGGCAUGGGUAUGGGGUUUAAUUGUUGCUGACAUUUUUUUUUUUUUUUUUUGCCAUCUGGUGCAAAGUUUGUUUUAGAUUGAAGCUUGACACAAGACGUGUGUGAAGAGACCAUCUGGAAUGUUUGUUACGAAUAAAGUUUCAAUACCCU
Molecule: messenger RNA, 1218 nt
Organism: Macadamia integrifolia
Lineage: Eukaryota; Viridiplantae; Streptophyta; Magnoliopsida; Proteales; Proteaceae
Product: BON1-associated protein 2-like
Exons: 1
Coding region: 511-1089 (192 amino acids)
Biological process (GO): defense response
Source: RefSeq, a predicted model, not a curated record